AUGGAGCAGUUCCGGAGGCUUUUUGACAAACUGGACCAAAACAACGAUGGCUUUAUUUCCAAAGGAGAGCUGCACAAUGAGAUGAAGAGGCAUGGGAUCCUGUCUGCAGAUGGGAAGGUGCAGAAUGUCAUUGACUCCUACGACCAAAACCAAGAUGGCCUGUUGGACUACACAGAGUUCCUCAGUUACAUGAUGGACAGAGAGAAGAAAUGGAAAAUCCACUUUGAGGAUUUGGACAGAGACCACUGCGGUGUGAUCGAUCAGGAGGACAUCGUCAGCCUGUUCCAGCAGUUAGGAGUCGUCAUCACCAAAACCAGCGCACGGCAAAUCAUUCAAAUGAUGGACAAAGACAACUCUCUGACUGUGGACUGGAGCGAGUUCUUACAUCACGUCAUCAUUAACCCUGUGGACAACAUCGGAGAACUGGUCUCCUCCUGGAAACACAAUGUGGUGUUCGAUGUGGGGGAGAGCAGAGCGAUGCCCAUGGAGCUCUGUGAGGAGCCCGGAGCCUGGAGCAGCUUCGUUCUGUCGGCUGGUUUAGCAGACGCUGUGUCCAGGACGGUGACCGCGCCCAUCGACCGACUCAAAACUCAACUGCAGGUGCACGGGUCUGGGGCGUUCUCCCGGGGCUUCCAGGAGCUGCGUUCGGGGGGUGUGCGGUCCAUGUGGCAGGGAAACGCUGUGAAUGUCCUGAAGGGAACACCUCAGUCCACUCUGCAGUGUCUGAUCUACGCACAGAUGAAAGCCUACACUCAGGACCAGUACCGGGACAGUCUGACGGUGCAGCAGAGGUUUGCUUUGGGCUGUGUCUCUGGAGCUGUGGCCCACGCCGCCUUCUACCCCCUCGAGGUGCUGAAGGUGCGGCUGAACCUGCUCCAGGCCGGAACCUACCGCGGAGUCGUGGCCUGUGCUCGGUCCAUUUACACAAACGAAUCCAUGGCGUCGUUUUACCGAGGGUUCAAACCCAGCCUCCUCUGCAUGAUCCCCUACGCCGGCGUGGAGUGUGCCGUCCACCAGUCGAUAAUGACCUGGGCCAAGACUAACUCGGACUACAACAGUGAGACUCAGCUGUUUUUCUUCAGUUUUGUAGCUUUCGCCUCGGGACAAAUGACCAGUUACCCUCUGGCUGUGAUCCGGACUCACCAACAAGCAGAAGCGUUCUGUCCAACAUCCCGUCUGUCAACAGGAGUGCUACAUGGACUUUUAGGAAUUUAUGAGAGAAAUGGACUUCGAGGACUCUCGCGACACUUGGGUGAAUAUGUAGAUCCGCCAUCUUGUCCCUCCUCCUCGCGCUGUCUCUGUCCGCAGCCUGGUCCCAGAGCAGAUAUGGCCGACUAUAGCAGCGUGGCUCCACCGUCUUCUAACGCCCCAGCAGGAAUGAACGACGCUUUUCAGGACGCAUUGCAGCGAGCACGACAGAUUGCAGCCAAGAUUGGUGGUGAUGGAGUAACAGGAGGCCCCACGAGUGACUUUGGUUUCGGAGGGCAGAAAAGGCCCCUGGAGGACGCUGGUGGGUAUUUUCCAAUGCCUAUCCUCAAUGCCGAUCAACCAGAGACAAAGAAAGUGGCAACGAAUGACGCUUUUGCGGCGAUGGCAGCAAUGGGUGUCCCAGGCAGGGCAACAAACGAAGAGGUCAAGGUUCCCGAUGGCAUGGUUGGCUUCAUCAUCGGAAGAGGAGGAGAACAGAUUUCGCGGAUACAGCAAGAUUCCGGUUGUAAAAUACAGAUCGCUCCUGACAGUGGUGGAAUGCCAGAGAGAUCGGUGACUUUAACCGGAUCCCCCGACUCUAUCCUGGCAGCGAAACGGUUGCUGCAGGAGAUUGUGGAGAAGGGUCGCCCCGCUCCGUCCUUCCACCACAACAACAACAACAAUGACGGCGGUCCAGGCAUGUCGGUCCAGGAGAUUAUGGUCCCUGCGUCUAAAGCUGGACUCGUGAUCGGCAAAGGAGGGGAGACCAUCAAGAGCUUACAGGAGAGAGCUGGAGUUAAAAUGGUCAUGAUUCAAGAUGGUCCUCAGAACACAGGAGCAGACAAACCACUGCGGAUCUCUGGGGAUCCUUUUAAAGUUCAGCAAGCCAAAGAGAUGGUGCUGGAGCUGAUCCGGGAGCAGGGCUUCCGGGAGCAGAGGGGCGAGUAUGGAUCUCGCGUCGGAGGUGGCGGCGGCGGCGGCGGUGGUGGCGGAGGAGACAGUCUAGACGUCCCUGUCCCACGCUUCGCAGUCGGAAUCGUCAUCGGCAGAAACGGAGAAAUGAUCAAGAAGAUUCAGAGCGACACAGGCGUCCGGAUCCAGUUCAAACCAGACGACGGCAACACUCCAGACCGGAUAGCUCAGAUCAUGGGCCCUCCAGACGCCUCUCAGCACGCAGCAGAGAUCAUCACAGACCUGCUGAGGAGCGUCCAGGCGGGAGGACCUCCGGGACACGGGGGAGGAGGCGGCAGAGGGAGGGGCCGGGGGCAGGGCAACUGGAACAUGGGGCCCCCAGGGGGACUCCAGGAGUUCAGCUUCACUGUGCCCACCAUGAAGACGGGUCUCAUCAUCGGCAAAGGCGGCGAGACGAUCAAAGGCAUCAGCCAACAGUCCGGUGCGAGACUCGAGCUGCAGAGAAACCCGCCGCCGAACUCGGACCCCAACGUCAAGAUGUUCACGGUGCGCGGGUCGCCUCAGCAGAUCGACUACGCACGGCAGCUUGUCGAGGAGAAGAUCGGGGGACCAGUGAAUCCCAUCGGAGGAGGACCAGGACCACACGGCCCCCCAGGACCCCCUGGACCUCCUGGAGCACCCAUGGGACCCUACAACCCCGGCCCCUACAACCAGGGCCCCCCCGGACCUCAUGGUCCUCCCGGUGCCCAGUACCAGCCUCAGGGAUGGGGGAAUGGCUACCCGCACUGGCAGCAGGGGCAGCCUGAUCCAAAUAAAGCGGCAGCAGACGCCAACGCGGCGGCAUGGGCGGCUUAUUACGCUCAGUACGGACAACAGCCACAGGCGCCACCCGCCUCCGGAGCUCCAGGGACCUCCCAAACAAACGGACAAGGUCAGCAGAAUCAGCCGCCUCAGGACUACACCAAGGCCUGGGAGGAGUAUUAUAAGAAACAAGGUCAGGCCGCCCCUCAGGCCGCCGCUGCAGCCGCACCAGCCACUGCCCCCGGUGGCCAGCCCGACUACAGCGCGGCGUGGGCAGAGUACUACAGACAGCAGGCCGCCUACUACGGCUCCGGGAACCCCCAGGCCCCACAGGCUCCUCAGGCUCCCACAGGCCGCCGCCCUGACCUCCCAGAGUCUCCCCCCCCCCCUCCCUCAGUCUCCCUCCCUCCCUCAGUCUCACUCAGUCUCCCUCCCUCCCUCAGUCUCCCUCCCUCCCUAAGUCUCCCUCCCUCCCUCAGUCUCCCUCCCUCCCUCAGUCUCCCUCCCUCCCUCAGUCUCCCUCCCUCAGUCUCCCUCACUCCCUCAGUCUCCCUCCCUCAGUCUCCCCUCCCUCCUCAGUCUCCCUCACUCCCUCAGUCUCCCUCACUCCCUCAGUCUCCCUCACUCCCUCAGUCUCCCUCACUCCCUCAGUCUCCCUCCCUCCCUCAGUCUCCCUCCCUCCCUCAGUCUCCCUCCCUCCCUCAGUCUCCCUCACUCCCUCAGUCUCCCUCCCUCCCUCAGUCUCCCUCCCUCCCUCAGUCUCCCUCCCUCCCUCCCUAG
Messenger RNA from Knipowitschia caucasica, 3681 nucleotides. NCBI's taxonomy places the organism in Eukaryota, Metazoa, Chordata, Actinopteri, Gobiiformes, Gobiidae. The record is from the annotation of a GenBank genome assembly.